CUCUUUCUGAUCUCUCUCAACCCUCCCACCACCAUUCAUUCAUUUUCACUAUUUAUUAUUAUUAGUAUUAUUACGCCAACACACUUCACUUCACUCACCUUACUUCACCCCCCCGAUACCAUCUUUCACUCAUUCACCCACCCACUUCAAUUCUUAUUUAAUGUUCCACGACUCCAUCAUGUCCCCCUGAUCCAAAACAUUCUCAAUCCACUUUAUCAGGAGUUUUUAUUCUCUUGCCCUCUGUGUACUUGGACUUGGCAGUUGUACUACACCUGCUACCCAUGUUGCGACAACAAAUUCACUUUUGUUGUCAUUCAUGCAACCCGAAAAUAUCUUUGAAAUCCCUUUGCGACUAAAUCUCGAGCCAACAGACCUUCGAUCCCUGGAACGUACCAUUCUGCGACUAUAAACUGAUCUCGAUAAGCACACUCUCAACUAAAGAUUCGAAGCACAACAACAAAUCAGAUGGUCAGUCUGUGAAAAGUGAAGGACCCUAGGGAGGACGACAAAUAUUUGAAGAGCUGGACAGAAUUGAACAAGAUGGAACGACCAACAACAAUGCAAUCGCAUCGACCGGAUGCACCACGGCCAGAGCCUGGAUCAACUUUGAUUGUAAUCCGUAAGUCAAAUUCGCCCUGGUUACUCUUGGGAAUGAGAUUAUGAUGGAUAUGGAUAUAAAUCAGCUCCGAUAGAUCGUCACAUAGGGGAGUUUUGCCACUGAUGAUUAAGCUAGAUGAUUUCUCUGCCCGAAGUUCUGAUGAGCUCAGCUUGUCCAAAGGAGAUCGAGUUGAAUUAAUAGAGCGAGAUGAUGAAUUUGGAGACGGAUGGUACCUAGGAAGGAGUCUAGUAAACGGAUCGAGUGGUUUAUUUCCAGAAGGUGAGCUUCCCAUGCGAAAAUGGUGUCGUAUUGGGAAUUGAGAUUGAUGAAUCGUAAAAGUCUAUACUCGAUUAGCCCCUCGCGGAUCCCCUUCCUAUCCAAAUCUCUCGACAGCUUCGAUGUCUCAGCUAGGAGCUCUGCAAAUUCCGCUGGCUCAACAAUCUUUCCAACAUUCUCCUCAACCGAUGGCGCAAAGCCCCUCGAGUGAAACUACAAUUCCGCCCGAGGCUCUGGGGGCCAUUUCAGAUAUACUGUCACCCGGUCGACCUUCCUCAUCUCCGACUUCAAUUGAACCUCCAGCAAAUACUACCGCAAAAAUACUGCCGCCACUAAGUGCAGUGAGCGCGAGUUCAGCAGCAAAGUCCCAUGCCCAUGGGCAGGAUAGUCCAGUGAUGAAUGAGACUCUGAGUGUGAUUGAUGAGCAUAUAACAGACAUGACCCAUAUUGUUGGUUCUGUGCCAAAAUCAAUCAACGACUCUGGCAGCGAAUAUAGUAGCCAUCAUCCCGAUGCAAGAUUAUCAUAUAUCAAUGGUGAGGAAACCGAUGAAGAAGAGGAAGAUAUACACACACUGGAAGAGGUCAAUAUAUGGACACCCGAGCAAGUGGCGGAAUACUUGUUUACUGUGGGAGUUGAGAAGAAGCACUGUGAAGUGUUCCGAGAUCAAGAAAUCACCGGAGAUGUUUUAUUGGGCAUGGAUCAAACAUCUGUUUUCUUGAAAGAAUUUGAAUUAGGUUCUGUCGGACGAAGGUUGAAAACUUGGCAAAAGAUAAAAGCCCUCCAAGACGAAGUAAAUGGUGAAACUCCGACCAGAAGGAACACUGGUACAUAUGCUGGUAGUGAAAUCGGCUCCGAAGAUGGUGGUCGUCGCAGUCGUAAUGGUACUCCGUCAACAAUGCUACCACGAAACUUCAGUUUGAGCAACAGACCUGGAUCAUCGUCAAACAAUAUUCGACAAUCUCAACGAGCUCCGAGAAAUGACCCCGCUAUAAAUUCAUCUCCAGUAUCUCUCAAAACCCCACAAGGCAGCCCAAGAGCCCCAGGCGAAACAAGACCUUCUGCAGCAUCAAUUCGAGAUUUGCAUCGCUCUAGACAAAGUUCGAUCGGUGAAUUUAGUACCACUAAUUCACUUAUGAGCGCUGUUGCGGGCGGGGAAAGCCGGGGUGCAUCUUCGCACAAGAAGCAAGCCUCAUUUAACAAAGAUUGGUCCCUUGGUGAUGCAACAUCCGCCAUAUCUCAACGACGUUUAUCUUCGAGUCGUCCGUUAUCCUCCGCUGGUCUUACGGAAAUUACCACCGAAGAAUCUGCAGAUCAACCAUCUGAAAUUACAGCGCCCCUUACUAAUUUAGAUUUAGACCGAGGAUAUUUUUCAGGUGGUGAAUUGGAGGGCCGGCAGAGAAACGUGCUACGUAAAAGAGGUAGCACAGCUGGUCACUCUAGAAAUUCUAGUUACACUGAUGAGCAACGAUUAAGGACCGCAACAACGAAUUCAAGACAUUCCAGAUUUGGUAGUAUUGAUGCAACGAGAGAAACACCACCACCUACGGCAGCACAAAAAUAUUAUGGCUUAUCUGUGAAUGGUCGCCGGAGAACUCCUUCAGAAAGUUCCAUUAAUACACCUCCUCGACCAGUACCACCCCCGAAGGACGAUUUUCCACUUGUCACCAAGCUCCAACCAGAAAAAUCCAUGGAUAGCAUCCUGUCGCCGAAAUCACCAAGUCUCCGACAAAAUCAUCCCAGCGAUUGGCUGCAGCCUGUUAAGCCAACAGGAUCUUCGAGUCAUUUCAGCAUGCGCGCGAUCUCUGAUGCUGUUACCGGUCGUGAGAAAUCUCGUAUUACCUCGCCAACAGAAACUUUAUCAUCCUCAACAAAAGAUUCUCCACUGCAAUCACCCUCAAGAACUGGCUCAAGCACACGUUCAGGUGGUCCGAGCUUUGAACUGGAUCCUCGAGAUGAUAAGACGGCAAUGAUUACUCCGAAGACAUCUAGAAAGAAGUCCAAAAAGGAGACUAGUGCUUAUACUCGAGGUUUGGAAAAGAAAGCGCCCCAGGAACAAAUGGUUGGCGCAGAUUACAGUGGAUGGAUGAAAAAGAAGAGUUCAAAUCUUAUGACAACAUGGAAACCUCGACUUUUUGUGUUGAAGGGCCGCCGGCUAUCUUAUUAUUAUUCCGAGACCGAUGAGGAGGAGAAAGGACUGAUCGAUAUUUCAUUCCAUCGAGUCUUGCCAGCCGACACUGAUCGCCUUACUGGCCUCCAUGCCACUCUAACGGGUGCAACGACCAGCCCUACAAGCCCGAUUAAUGCGCAAGAAACCAUUGCAUCAGCGGAGGCGAAUGCCGAACCAGAAUCUUCAUUAAGCAAAAGUGGUGGUGUUUCUAUGUUUAUUUUUAAACUCGUACCACCGCGAGCUGGUCUUUCUAGAGCCGUCAAUUUCACCAAACCCACUGUGCAUUACUUCGCAGUACCAAAUAUCAAACAAGGCAGAUUGUGGAUGGCCGCACUAAUGAAAGCUACCAUUGACCGAGAUGACUCCAAACCUAUAACUACAACUUACCAACAGAAGACAAUUUCUCUUGCCAAAGCAAGACAAAUGCGACAUCGUCCUCCAGCACUCAUGAAUCUUGAUGAGAAAGUCGAAGAAGAAAUCUUGAGAACUCCGGCAAGCGAUAAGCAUGGCCUCAAUAUUCAUGGAAUCAUAUUCGAUCGCGACGAGGGUGAUAGUGGUGUCUCUGGGGUUUCAAAACGAGAGAGUGCGAAUACAGGGAUGAGUCAUGUACCAGAAGGUGUGGGUAUAAGUAAUACUUAUUCGCCAGAUAUCGAUGAUCUCGAACCAGAAACUGCGUGAGGUGGAAGUUGGCGGCUGAAUGAACAGUGAUUGAGAUGUACGGACGCAAUCCAUGAUUGAGCCUGAUGACGAGCACAAAGACGCAUAUGAAACCUUUUUCUUUCAACUACCUCGCUGUAGUUUUUCUUUACUUAACUUUUCUGGCAAUUCUUCGAUACAGACCUGACACCGAUAUCUAUCUAACGGGCAUCGAUAGAAGCAUACAAUUUCAGACAUUUAAAUAAUAUACCCUGUUCUAAUUCUGGUGCGGUGUGCAUAUGGCGGGGAUACCUUGUGGGUAGGGGGCAUUUUUCUUGGGCGGAAGGCUGGUAUAUUUGGUUGAUUUGGGGAUGGAUGGAAAGAAGAUAGUGGAUGGGGUGCGGAAGUAUGAAGAGAGGAAAUUAGGCAACGUCUUUCCUCUUUUCCCUCCUUUCUGUAAAGAACACAAAUACCCUACUUUGCAUUAUCGAGAGUUACAGACGUGAGGAGGUAGAAAUCUGGAUGAAUGGAUAUAGGGAGCAGUAUUUCAGUGGAGGGGUUAUGGAAACGUUGUGAGACAAUGAAUGGUAUGGUAGGAUGAUUGACUUUCUGGAAAGUUUAAAAUAGAAAAAGCAGCUAUCGAAAUCUGAGAUUGGAGGGAGAUAAGUAAGUUGAGGUGAGGAAAUGAAGAUGAAGUGGAAAGCAUUAGAUGUAUGUAGAGACUUACAUUUG
This is a messenger RNA of Sclerotinia trifoliorum, 4410 nucleotides long. NCBI's taxonomy places the organism in Eukaryota, Fungi, Ascomycota, Leotiomycetes, Helotiales, Sclerotiniaceae. The record is from the annotation of a GenBank genome assembly.